UGCUCUCCGAGCGGCUUCACCAGCACAAAUUUCCGCUUCCUGCAAAAGACAGCAGACAGGAGCCGACACGGUCUCGCGCGAGGGGGGCUCGCACGGAGCUUCGGCGUCUGCUUUCGGGGACAAACCCUGAAGACAGGGAUGUUUUCUUCACCGCCUGCGCGUGAAUAGCUCGGAACGAACUUUCUUUCGGUGCGUUUAAAAAAAAAGAGGAAGAAGGAGGAGAACCGAGUGAGGAACGACUGAGAAAACACUUCUUCUUCAGCGGGUAGCCACCUCCCCCCUACGGUUGUACUCCGUCUGAAAGCUCCCCCAGUCAGCCUCCAGGAUGUCGGAGCGAGGAGGGCUCCCGCGGACUGGGGGCGUCCCUUCGCCGCACAUGCAGCCCUCCAAGCCGGUCAGUAUCUCCUCCAACCGGCCGGUCCACAUGAACCUGUACGCCACCUGGGAGGUCGACCGCUCGUCACCCAGCUGCGUGCCGAGGCUCUUUAAUCUGACCCUGAAGAAGCUGAUCAUGUUGAAGGAGCUGGACAAGGACCUGACUUCAGUCGUCAUCGCCGUCAAACUGCAGGGGUCCAAGCGUAUCCUGCGCUCCAAUGAGAUCCUGCUGUCCUCUGCAGGUCUGACAGAAACCGACCUGCAGCUCACCUUCUCCCUGCAGUAUCCCCACUUUCUGAAGAGGGACGCCAACAAGCUUCAGAUCAUGCUUCAGAGACGGAAGAGAUACAAGAACCGGACCAUCCUGGGCUACAAGACUCUGGCUCUGGGCCUCAUCAACAUGGCAGAGGUGAUGCAGCACCCCAGCGAGGGCGCUCAGGUUCUGGGGCUCCACAGCCAGCUGAAGGACGCCUCCGUGCCCGUGGCUGAGAUCAGAGUGUACUCCCUGAGCAGUCAGCCCAUCGACCACGAGGGACCCAAGGCCAAGAUGUCUGAUCGUUCUCCUGACAUCGACAACUACUCCGAGGAAGACGAAGAAAGCUACUCAUCAGAACAGGAAGGCAGCGACGACCCUAUUCACGGACAGUAUCUGUAUGAUGAAGACGACGAGGUGAGGAAGAAGAAGCCGAGGCGUAAGCUCCCUUCCAACGCCGCCAUCACCCGACAACCCAACAUCAAGCAGAAGUUUGUGGCCCUGCUGAAGAGGUUUAAAGUCACAGAUGAGGUCGGUUUUGGUCUGGAGCACGUCUCCAGGGAGCAGAUUCAGGAGGUGGAGGAGGACCUGGAUGAGCUCUACGACAGCCUGGAGAUGUACAACCCCAGCGACAGCGGGCCGGAGAUGGAGGAGACCGACAGCAUCCUCAGCACGCCCAAACCCAAGCUUAGGCCGUUCUUCGAGGGGAUGUCUCAGUCCAGCUCUCAGACGGAGUUCGGCAGUCUGAACAGCAGAGGCAGUUUAGGUCGAGAUGCUUUCAGCCCGCAGGGGGAGCAGCCUCUCCUGGAGAAGAUGAAGCCCUCCCGCAGCCGCAACCUGGAUGAGAUCCCAUCUGAGACGGACACACUGGAGUUAACAGAUCAGGAGGUCAUCUCUGACGUUGGCCCCUGCAUCACUGUGUCGGCGGCAGAGAAACCCCGCACCCCCCUGAAGAGCGGCAAGAAUGAAAUCCAGCCCAUGCCGUCACCAAGGCUGGAGGGAGGCCACACCCCCCGGCACAAGCGCAGCAGCAGCACGCCCAUGAAGGAGAGGCAGCUGUCCAAGCCGCUCAGUGAACGCACCAACAGCUCCGACUCGGAGAGGUCUCCGGAUUUGGGGCACAGCACGCCGGCCCUGAGGAAAGCGGUGUACGAUCAGCUCAACCAGAUCCUGCUGUCGGACUCGGCUCUUCCCGAGAGCCUCAUUUUGGUGAACGGCACCGAGUGGCAGGGGCAGUAUGUUGCAGAGCAGCUCCAGGGACAGAGGCAUCCUGUGGUCUGCACGUGCUCCGCAGCGGAAAUCCAGGCGGUGCUGUCCGCAGUGCUGACCCGCAUACAGAAGUUCUGUAACUGUAACUCCUCCAUGCCCAGAGCGGUGAAGGUGGUGGCGGUGGGCGGCCAGAGCUAUCUAGGAGCCAUCCUCCAGUUCUUUGUUACCCAGCUCGCCAACAAGACGUCCGACUGGCUCAACCACAUGCGCUUCCUGGUGGUGCCUUUAGGCUCCCAUCCUGUUGCUAAGCACCUGGGAUCCCUUGACAACCGUUACAGCUCCUCGUUUCUAGAUUCAGGCUGGAGAGAUGCGUUCAGCCGCUCUGAGCCCCCGCAGACAGAUCAGCUGGAUGUCGCAGGAAGGAUCACCCAAUACAUAAGUGGAGCCUCUGUUACUCACCAGCUGCCCAUCGCCGAGGCCAUGCUAACAUGCAAACACAGGACGCGUGACGAAGACUCUUACCAGAAGUUUAUUCCUUUCAUCGGGGUGGUGAAGGUCGGCCUCAUCGAGUCUGGAGGUUCUCCCACAGGAGACUUGGAGGAAGGAGUGGCCGUGAGCUUAGCCGUCCCCUCCACGUCCCCGCCGUCCCACGGCUCUCCCACGGGAAUGAUCAAAGAAGCAGCCACGCCCCCCUCCUCCCCUUCUAUGGGCAGCGUCCUGACAGUUCAAGGGAGCCCCAGCAUGUCCCACGGCGUGGACGCCAUCGGCCUGCAGGUGGACUACUGGCUGGCCUCCCUGGCGGAGAAGAGGCGCGAGGGGGAGCGGCGGGACGUGGGCUGCAAGAACACGCUGAAGAGCGCCUUCCGCUCGCUGCAGGUCAGCAGGCUACCAGGAGGGGGCGGCAGCGACCCACAGGCGCAGGUCAACACCAUGGCGAUGACGGUGGUCACAAAGGAGAAGAACAAAAAAGUUCCUACAAUUUUCCUGGGAAAGAAGCCCAAAGAGAAGGACGUGGACUCAAAGAGUCAGGUCAUCGAAGGCAUCAGCCGCCUCAUCUGCUCCGCCAAGCAGCAACAGACCUUCCUGAAAGUGUCCAUAGACGGAGUGGAGUGGAACGACGUCAAGUUCUUCCAGCUGGCGGCGCAGUGGCCCACUCACGUCAAGUACCUCCCCGUCGGACUGUUCGGCUACAGCAAGCCCCUGUUGUAGGACUGAGCCGUCUCCAGAACCUCCGACCAAAAUGACCGGACCUUCCGCUCUCUCCUGUCUAGACUUUUGCACACGGAUCCCCGCCUGUCAGCGCAACCAUUUUCACCUUUGUCUUGAUUCUCGUUGGAGGAGGAGGAGGAGGAGGAGCAAGGAGGGAUGGAUCACUGUUACUUGUCACUUUAACGCCCCUUGUUUUUGUGUGUCUGUGUGUACGCAGCGAGAAUGCCUACACACAUGAAUGUAUGGAUGUGUUUGGAGGGGUGGGGGGGUCACAGCACAAUUCUAUCAACUGCCAUUUAUGUUUCCGUUUUAAGGAAUGCAUCAGCAUUUAACCGCUAACUGCUUCACGCCUUAAGAGUCUGACUAAGGGCUCAGAGGGCGCCUAUUUCUUUUUUUGUUUUUUUGUUUUUGUACAUCAGCAAGUGCAUGCUCCACCUUAACAGCUACACCACCGACGGGACAAAUAUUCAAACCCCACAGAGCCGGAGCGACUGAACUCAUCAAAGAGGGAGGCCGUGAUGUCAUCAAGACUAAAAUCCAAUCUCUUUAUGUCAUUGUUAAGGGCUUCCAGAGAAGAGUUUAGCAUGUCAAGCGGCUAGAAAACUACAUAUGUGGGGGAAAAAAUAUAAAAUAAUCCAUUUCAACCACAGUUAAAGCUCUUUUUAUUGCAACUAAAUAUGCAACAUGCUUGUAAAAACACUCAAAGGAAGUUUUUUUUUAAUAAUAAAGCACAAACCGGCACAAUCCAUUCACUUUUCUCCCCCCAAAGAAGAGAGUUUUAGCAAUCAAAAUAAACUUCCUUCCGACUUACAAAAAAACAAAAAGUAAAAGUUUCAUUUGGUAUUUGGGUGCAGGCCCGCCUCCUGCUGUCUCACCAACAUGUGAUUAGUGAGUGUGCGACAUGUGUGGUGAAAUAAAUGUGCAGAACUUAAAAAAAAAACAAAAACAAACUAGUUGUAUGUUUUUCUAUGCUGUUUCUUCGACGUCUCUUUUGACUCCGUGGUGACCGAGAUCUCUGGCUACCCAGGCUUCAGCGGUGAUCGGGUUCACUGAACAAACUUCCAUUUUUUCAGUUCUGUAAAUUCCAAAUGAUCAUUUUAUUAAAUAAUAAUAAUACAGUUGCAUUGGAAAAGCUUUGCUUUAUGUCGUCCCCACUUAAGUAUUACAUAAAAGUAUGUUCUUUUUUUUAAUAGUGUUGAGGCUUUUUAUUUGAACUAGUUGCUGUUAGUGUGGGAGGAUAAAGGCGGCGGCAAAAGCGGGUGUGUCUAUGGAUGUUACAGUGUUACAGUUAUGAUCUACAGUUUCUGCUCGCCGUAUCUCCUCGCCAGUUUCCGCUGAUCGAGCACUCAGUCGGAUGCUGCUUUAUUUUUUAUUACAAAUUUGAAUGUAUUGUUUUUUUCAUUUUUACUUCAUACUUUUGGGAGCAAGACACAUCAGUUUAGAGCUUUUUAUAUGUAAACUAGCAAUUUAAAGUAAAAAAUAAACUUUUUUUUUGUUUUUAGCAAUCGUUGAAGAAUGGAAAGAUGGAUCAUUCCUGAAAGUUUCUCCUUGAAAGCACGUUUUUAUUAAAUUAAAAUAGUCUCCAACUUGAAAUAAUUGCGCUUUUAUUUUUAUAAUUAUGUAUUUUUUAUAAUUUUCAUUUAAACCACUCUUAAUCUACUAAAUAUGUGAAGCAAAAACAUGCAACUUUUUUUCUAUUCAAUCCAUGCAAAUAAUUCUUGUUUCCUUAUGUUGAGUUGUGGUCCAUUUUGACCCCAACACAACCUAAGAGUUAAAAGUUCUCUAAUUUUUUUGCAGUAUUGGAGGGUAAAUGGUUGAACUUUAUUGGCUUAAUUGAUUUGUUUACUGCUUUUGUAUUUUUUUAUAUGACAAAUAUAGCAGAUAAAAUAAAAUCCCAGUUUUUUUUUUUUUUUAUCAAAACAAGGAACCCUGUUACACAAACUGACAAAAGUUGACAAAAGGAAUAAAGUUAAAAUAUUAUUUGAAAAUGUUUUUUGUGUUCUUAGAAGCUGACACACCAGAAUUGUAAUCAUGAUGACUUAAAUCUAAAAAAAAAUCCCUUCAAUCUUUUAUUUUUAUUGAAAGAGAGGCUUUUAUUUUGAAGUGGAGACACAGAUUUUAGGAUUAACAGUUUUGAAAUGGUCUAAAAAUGUAAAAGUUGCCACUAUUGUUAGAAACAUCCAUAAAAAUGUUUUUAACUGCUAUGAUUUAAUAUUUCUUAUACAAAUAAUGACGUAUAAAAAAAA
Oryzias melastigma (Indian medaka) is the source of this 5292-nucleotide messenger RNA. Its product is annotated as phosphofurin acidic cluster sorting protein 1. Gene Ontology annotation, biological process: protein localization to plasma membrane. The transcript has 24 exons. NCBI's taxonomy places the organism in Eukaryota, Metazoa, Chordata, Actinopteri, Beloniformes, Adrianichthyidae. Gene Ontology annotation, molecular function: transmembrane transporter binding. The record is from RefSeq and is a predicted model, not a curated record. Bases 326 to 3046 code for a protein of 906 amino acids.